Molecule: messenger RNA, 1692 nt
Organism: Erythranthe guttata (spotted monkey flower)
Lineage: Eukaryota; Viridiplantae; Streptophyta; Magnoliopsida; Lamiales; Phrymaceae
Product: SUN domain-containing protein 1
Cellular component (GO): nuclear envelope
Molecular function (GO): protein-membrane adaptor activity
Source: RefSeq, a predicted model, not a curated record
UCUUCACCUUUUCUCCCCCAAAUUGAAAAUUCAAUUCCAUUUUAGGCAUUUCCUCUCGUUUCUAGGGUUUCAUUUUCCAUUUUUCAACUUCCAAAAUCAUAUCAACCAAAAUUCCCCUCCGAUUUCAAGCUCCAAUGUCAGCGUCUACAGUUUCCAUCACCGGGAAUCAAGGGCCCACCACUCGCCGCCGAGCCGUCGAGAAGAAUCCCCAAGACGGCGGUUCAGAUUUCGCCGCCGCCGCCGUCACGGAGUCCGAAAAUAAACACGGCAGACUCAGCGCCAGCGAAGCGGCCGCCGCAAUUUUGAGGGAUGCGAGGAAAAACCCCCCGGCGCCGCCGACGAUCCAGUCGAAAAAGUCCGGAUCGUCCAGAAAAUCAACGAAGCCACGUUGGCUGACCGUGGUCAGCAUCAUCACCAAGAAUCUAGCGUUGGCGGUGGUUUUAUUGGGGUUUGUGCAGAUGAUUCGAUGGAUGGUUAUGAACUCAGGCCACGACGUUGACAAUCUCUCUGUAAUUUCUGGGGAUUUCGACGGGAAGUUUUCGGAAGUGGAGAAGUUCGUCAAAACCACGGUGAAGGCAAUGCAGGUUCAGGUGAACGCAAUGGACCAGAAACUCGGGGAUGAGAUUAGUUCCGUGAGGAAGGAGUUCGACGAGAAAAUCGAAACAAAGGGGAAGGAAACCGACUUGAAGUUGAAGGCUUUGGACGUAAGGAGCGAUGCAUUCGAGAAGUUCAUGGAUGGGCUUUCGAGCAAGAGUCUGCUUUCCAAGGAAGAGUUUGCGGAAUUCUAUGAAGAAUUCAAGAAGGCUGGUAAAAGUGACGGUGGCGAGGUUAGUUUAGAUGAGAUAAGGGAUUUUGCAAGGCAGAUUGUCGAAAAGGAAAUCGAGAGGCACAGUGCCGAUGGAUUGGGGAUGGCGGAUUAUGCGCUGGUAUCGAGUGGGGCGAGGGUGGUGAGGCAUUCGGAGCCACAUGAUGGUACGAGUGUGAGUGGAAGUUGGCUCAGAAAUCGAAACAAGAUUAGUUUCGCAGCGGAGAAGAUGAUAAUGCCAAGCUUUGGGGAGCCAGGGCAAUGCUUUCCUCUUAAAGGGAGAAGUGGGUUUGUUGUGAUCAAGCUCAGGACUGCCAUUGUGCCGGAAGCUGUGACUCUCGAACAUGUUGCUAAGAGCGUGGCGUAUGAUAGGUCAAGUGCUCCAAAACACUGCAUAGUAUCUGGAUGGAUGCAAGGACCAGAUUCAGUCGAUUUGGAAAUCGGUAUGAACAAGAUGAAGCUCUUAACCGAGUUUACGUACGACCUUGACAAGACUAACGCACAGACGUUUAAAGUGGACCCGUCGGCUCAAAGCCUCGUCGACACUAUUAGGUUUGAUGUUACAUCAAACCACGGCAGUCCUUCUCACAUAUGCAUCUACCGCCUGAGGGUACAUGGUCACGAACCAAAGCUCGAAAUUCAAUCUUGAUGUCGUUUUUUUCUUCUUCUUUAGCUUGAUUUUAUUUUAUUUGUAGUUCGUUUUGUAUUCCUCUAGGACAUAUUGUUUCUUUAUCUGUUGUCAACUUUGUAAUGGCUGAUGCAAACUACUAUUGCCUCUGAUUUGUGAUUUGUAUUCGAGAGGUUGAUGUAAAAAUGUUUAUUCGAAUAUUCCGAAAAAAAAUGUUGUGAGUUUGAAGUAAAUUGAAUAUUGGUUGUAUUGUGCUAUA